Molecule: messenger RNA, 6265 nt
Organism: Salvia hispanica
Lineage: Eukaryota; Viridiplantae; Streptophyta; Magnoliopsida; Lamiales; Lamiaceae
Source: RefSeq, a predicted model, not a curated record
AUGGCGGGCUCUACGCCCAACAUGAAUGGUGGGGGCUCUAUGCCCAACCAUGUUGUUGGCUCCUUCGGGGGCAACGGAAUUGGUUCCUUCCAAGGACCAAGUGCGGCACCUUUGGCACCGAGAAUGAUGCCACCCGCCGAAAAACCACCUAAAUUUGGAGGAGCUGACUUCAAGAGGUGGUAUCAAAAGAUGUUGUUCUACUUGACAACAUUGGGCAUCGCCAACUUCCUCACGGAGAACGAGCCGCCCGCGCCAAGUGAUCAAGAGACAAGUGUUGAGGUCAUGGCGGACUAUGAAGCAUGGCGCAAAGGAGAUUAUCUUUGUAAAAAUUUUAUUCUAAGUGCAUUAGAUGAUAGUUUGUACAAUGUAUACUCCCUUGUAACCACAUCAAAAGAGAUGUGGGAAAGCCUAGAGAAAAAAUAUAGUAUCGACAAUGCCGCCGGUACGGAACAUGUUGUAGUAUCCAAAUUCAUGGACUACAAAAUGGUCGACUCUAGACCGGUCAUGGAACAAGUUCAAGAGUUCCAAAUGAUCAUCCACGGACUCGUGGCUGAAGGGAUGAAUUUGCCCGACAACUUUGUGCGGUGCAUACUCAUUGAGAAGCUUCCUCCUAGUUGGAAGGACUUCAAGCACUACCUCAAGCACAAGCGAAAGAAGAUGAGUCUUGAAGACUUGAUCGUGAAGCUGCGCAUUGAAGCGGAUGUGCGCAAGAUCGACCAAAAGGCUAAGGGCUUUAGCCCACUUGAUGCCAAAGCCAACUUGUUGGAGCGGGGCGGUCCCUCCAACAAACGCCCUCGCCCAAAUCAGAAGGACAAGGGGAAGGGAAAGCAGCCUACAAAGAAGUUUGAAGGCGAAUGCUACAAGUGUGGCAAAGUUGGCCACUUUGCCAAAGACUGCCGCAGCAAGAAGAAGAAGCCGGCAGCCCACGUCGUUGAGAAAGAGUUCAAGGACUGGAAUGAAGAUGACCUCGUUGUCGUGGUCACUGAAGAAGUCAACAUUGUUGACAACAAGGGCGGCUGGUACAUCGACACCGGCGCUACUGCUCAUGUUUGCUCCGAUAGGAGCAAGUUUGCCUCCUACACUGCUGUUGAAGGGAGGAAGAUCAACAUGGGGAAUCAAGCAUCGUCCGAGGUCCUCGGCAUUGGCAACGUGAUUCUCAUGAUGACCUCUGGCGUCACUAUCACUUUGAAGGAUGUGCUACAUGUCCCGGACAUCCGCAAGAACCUAGUGUCAGGAUCAAUACUAGUUAAUAAGGGGUUUAAACUUGUAUUCGAGUCUGAUAGGUUUGUUUUGUACAAGUUUGGGAAGUCCCUCGGAAAAGGUUAUGUAACCGACGGACUUUUCAAGCUUAGUGUGGCUACGCGCCUUGUUCCAAAGCCUUUGGCUAACAAUAAUAAUAAAGCAUCUACUUCCUCUUAUUUGACCGAGUCUUCAAAUUUGUGGCAUUGUAGAUUGGGACAUGUAAAUUCAAAAGCCGUAAAAAGAUUAGUAAAUUUAGAUUUACUAAAGGCAAUUGAAGUAGAUACCCAAGACAAAUGUGAAAUAUGUCUUGAGGCUAAAAUGACUAAGUUACCGUUUCACUCAGUUGAACGAAAAACAAAACCCCUUGAAUUAAUUCACACGGAUGUAUGUGAUUUAAAGAUGGUGCAAACUAGAGGUGGUAAAAAGUACUUUAUCACUUUUAUAGAUGAUUGCACAAGAUAUUGCUAUAUUUAUCUUUUAAGAAGUAAAGAUGAAGCAAUCGAAGCGUUCAAAAAUUAUAAGAACGAAGUUGAGAAUCAACUUGGUUGUAAAAUCAAAGCGAUUCGAAGUGAUAGAGGAGGCGAGUAUGUAGCCCCGUUUGAGGAGUUAUGCAACGCAAGUGGUAUAAUUCAUCAAACAACUGCUCCAUACUCACCACAAUCUAAUGGUGUAGCGGAACGCAAAAAUCGAACUCUAAAAGAGAUGAUGAAUGCGUUACUACUAAGUUCAGGAUUACCCCAGAACAUGUGGGGGGAGGCUAUUUUGACAGCCAACUAUAUCCUAAACAAAAUUCCACUCAAAGGAAAAGACAUCACUCCUUAUGAAUUGUGGAAAGGUAGGAAACCAUCCUACAAAUACCUCAAAGUGUGGGGGUGUUUGGCCAAGGUGAUGGUUCCCCCGCCCAAAGAAGUUACAAUUGGCCCUAAAACAGUCGAUUGUAUCUUCAUUGGAUAUGCACUUAACAGCAGUGCAUAUAGAUUUGUUGUUCACAAUUCCAUGCAUUGUUUUGAGGGUUCUGACUGGAUUCACUUGAGAAGAGGCAGAGAAUUUUUCCCAAGAGGCCCACUAGUGAAAGUUGAUCCAUUGGGGAGGUGUGCUGCGGUGCUUGCAUAUGGAUUACAAAUGAUAGUCCUCAAAGCAGCUGAGGCUAGCACUGGUUUAACUGCACCUGCAGAGGACAGUACUUUCAGGGCAGCUGCUGCAUCUCGAAUUGAAUCAUCGUAUAUUGUUGGCUUACGAGAUCUUGAUAUGAAGCAUGUUAAAGAUUUCAUCUUCAUCCAUGGUUAUAUUGAGCCUGUUGUGGUAAUUCUUCAUGAACAUGAGCUUACAUGGGCGGGUCGGGUUGCUUGGAAACAUCACACUUGUAUGGUUUCAGCACUCAGCGUCAAUACAACAUUAAAGCAGCAUCCGCUCAUAUGGUCAGCCAUGAAUCUCCCUCAUGAUGCAUACAAGCUUCUUGCAGUUCCUUCACCUAUUGGUGGAGUUCUUGUAAUUGGUGCGAAUACAAUUCAUUAUCAUAGCCAGUCUGCUUCAUGUCACUUGGGGUUGAACAAUUUUGCUGUUCCCGCAGAUGGAAGUCAAGAGAUGCCUAGGUCUGGAUUUACUACGGAGCUUGAUGCCGCCACUGCGACAUGGUUAACUAAUGAUGUUGCUGUGUUCUCCUCUAAAUCUGGGGAGCUGCUUUUGCUUACUCUUGUUUAUGAUGGGAGAGUUGUUCAGAGGCUUGAACUGAUGAAGUCAAGAGCUUCAGUCCUUACAUCGGACAUUACUACCAUUGGAAGCACGUUUUUCUUCUUGGGCAGUCGGUUGGGUGAUAGUCUGCUUGUACAGUACUAUUCUGGAGUUGGAGCUCCAACACUAAGUCCUGGUGUAAAGGAAGAGGUUGGGGAUAUUGAAAGUGAUGCCCCGUCAAUGAAGAGACUGCGGAGAUCUCCUUCUGAUGCAUUGCAGGAUUUGAUUACCAGCGAGGAACUUACAUUCUAUGGCACAGGUCCAAACAAUGCUCAAAUAGCUCAGAAAAACUUUACUUUUGCAGUACGGGAUUCAUUGCUUAAUAUUGGUCCACUAAAGGAUUUCUCUUAUGGUUUGAGAAUUAAUGGCGAUCCAAAUGCUACAGGAGUUGCGAAGCAAAGUAAUUAUGAACUGGUAUGCUGUUCUGGCCAUGGAAAAAAUGGUGCUCUCACAGUACUUCAAAAAUCAAUCCGCCCAGAUACAAUAACUCAAGAAUCAUUACCUGGUUGCAAAGGAAUUUGGACUGUCUACCACAAGAAUUUGCGCAGUGACUCCUCUAAAGGAGUAGCUGACGAGGAUGAAUAUCAUGCAUACUUGAUUAUUAGUUUGGAAAAUCGUACAAUGGUAUUGCAAACUGCUAAUAAUCUUGAGGAGGUAACUGAAAAUGUGGACUAUUACGUCCAAGGAACUACAGUUGCUGCAGGAAAUUUAUUUGGAAGACGUCGAGUUAUUCAAGUAUUUGCUCGUGGUGCUCGGAUACUUGAUGGUGCUUUUAUGACUCAAGAUUUGAGCUUAAAAUCUUCCAAUACAGAGAUGAAUGCAGCUUCUGAUGGGGCAACUGUGUCCUCAGUUUCUAUAGCUGAUCCUUAUGUGUUGCUGAGAAUGACUGAUGGAAGCAUUCAGCUUCUUGUUGGAGAUCCAUAUACCUGCUCCGUUUCAGUCAUCAAUCCACCAGUAUCUGAAAACUCUGAUAAGUUGGUAUUAGCUUGCACUCUCUAUCAUGAUAAAGGUCCUGAACCAUGGAUUCGUAAGACAAGUACUGAUGCCUGGCUUUCUACUGGGAUUGGUGAGGCUAUCGAUGGGGCUGAUGGUUCAACACAUGAUCAUGGUGACGUGUACUGCGUUCUAUGCUAUGACAAUGGAGAUUUGGAGAUAUUUGAUGUACCUAACUUUAACAGUGUUUUCUUGGUCGAUAAAUUUGUAUCUGGAAGGAGCCACAUCUUAGAUACAUUUUUCCAUGGCGCAGCGAAAAAUCAUAUAAACCUCACAAACAAACAUUCUGAAGAUAUUGGACAAGUCAGAAAAGAGGCCACUCACAAUAUAAAGGUGGUUGAGCUGUCUAUGCAGAGAUGGGAUUCAGAGCAUAACCGGCCAUUCCUUUUAGGAAUAUUGUCUGAUGGGACCAUUCUUUGUUAUCAUGCUUACAUUUACGAAGUUUCAGAUAAUGCUUCCAAGACUGAGGGUGUCGUUUCUUCUCAGAACUCCGUUAAUCUUAGCAAUACGAAUGCAUCUAGGCUUAGAAAUUUACGAUUCGUUCGUGUCCCCUUGGACACAUAUGCGAAAGAAGAGACACCAUCUGGAGUCUGCUCACAACGCAUCACUGUUUUCAAGAAUGUUGGUGGUCUACAAGGUUUUUUUCUUUCUGGCUCAAGGCCAAUGUGGUUUAUGAUGUUUCGAGAGCGGCUUCGGAUGCACCCACAGGGGUGUGAUGGACCUAUAGUAGCCUUCACCGUUCUUCACAAUGUUAACUGCAACCAUGGGUUUAUAUGUAUAACUUCAGAGGGUGCUCUGAAAAUAUGCCAGCUUCCAGCUUUAUCAUAUGACAAUUAUUGGCCUGUACAAAAGAUUGGGCUGAAGGGGACUCCACAUCAAGUUACCUAUUUUGCAGAGAAGAACUUGUACCCUGUUAUAGUUUCUGUUCCAGUGCUCAAGCCACUUAAUCAAGUGCUCUCAUCUCUUGUUGAUCAAGAAGUCGGAAACCAGUUUGAGCAUGAUAAUAUUAAUAUGGAGGGGACAUAUCCCAUGGAAGAAUUUGAGGUUCGGAUUAUGGAACCAGAGAAAAUAAAUGGCCCCUGGCAGACUAGGGCUACUAUUCCUAUGCAAAGUUCUGAACACGCUCUUACUGUGCGAGUGGUGACGUUAUUUAACACCACUGCACAAAGAAAUGAGACACUUUUGGCAAUUGGAACUGCUUAUGUACAAGGAGAGGAUGUUGCAGCAAGAGGACGCAUUCUUUUAUAUUCUGUUGAAAGAAUCUCAGACAAUAUACAGGUUACAGAAGUCUAUUCCAAGGAGUUGAAGGGUGCUAUAUCAGCUCUUGCAUCACUUCAAGGCCAUUUACUACUUGCUUCAGGUCCUAAAAUUAUUCUGCACAAAUGGACAGGCUCUGAGUUGAACGGUGUUGCCUUUCAUGAUGUUCCACCUCUCUAUGUCGUUAGCUUAAACAUCGUUAAAAAUUUUAUUCUUCUUGGCGAUAUUCACAAAAGCAUAUAUUUUCUUAGUUGGAAAGAGCAGGGCUCUCAACUCAAUCUGUUGGCAAAAGAUUUUGGGUCACUUGAUUGUUUAGCAACUGAGUUUUUGAUCGAUGGAAGCACACUCAGCCUCACUGUUUCAGAUGACCAGAAGAAUGUUCAGAUAUUCUAUUAUGCUCCAAAAGUAUCAGAGAGCUGGAAAGGACAGAAGCUUCUGUCAAGAGCUGAGUUUCAUGUUGGUGCCCAUAUUACCAAAUUUCUACGGUUGCAGCUUCUUCCCACAUCUGCUGAUCGAACUAUGCCUGGCUCUGAUAAGACAAACCGAUUUGCCUUACUUUUUGGUACCCUGGAAGGCAGCAUUGGCUGCAUUGCACCUCUGGAGGAACUUACCUUUCGCCGUCUGCAGUCAUUGCAGAAAAAGCUUGUAGAUUCUGUCUGCCAUGUCGCUGGACUAAAUCCACGAUCUUUCAGACACUUCCAUUCGAAUGGAAAGGCUCAUCGCCCAGGUCCUGACAGCAUUGUCGAUUGUGAGCUGCUCGUGCAUUUCGAGAUGCUGGCACUCGAAGAUCAACUUGAAAUCGCUAAUCAGAUCGGUACGACACGGAUGCAGAUCAUGUCCAACUUGAAUGACCUCAGUGUUGCCACAAGCUUCUUGUGAGCACUUCAUGUUGAAUACCUUGUGUGUUGAAUAGUGGUCUUUAAUCUUUAUGUAAUAUGCUGAGGUUAGAACUUGACACUAAUAUUUCUCAUUAAAUUAGUCUCUUUCUUGUAUUUGUAAAUGAAAAAUUAAAAGAUUCUGAUGCAAAUAUUCAUUUAUUAAA